Kazachstania africana CBS 2517 is the source of this 750-nucleotide messenger RNA. It is a transcript of the gene PRY2, whose product is annotated as sterol-binding protein. The transcript has a single exon. Lineage: Eukaryota; Fungi; Ascomycota; Saccharomycetes; Saccharomycetales; Saccharomycetaceae. The coding region runs from base 1 to 750 and encodes 249 amino acids. The record is from RefSeq and is a predicted model, not a curated record. Gene Ontology annotation, cellular component: extracellular region.
AUGAAAUUCUCAAGUCCUAGCGUGCUAUUUGCAUGCAUUAUAUCAGUGGCGAUUGCUGCUCCUGCUGUAAUUACAGUCACAGAACAAGUAUCAGAGCUUGCUGUCACUGUCGAAGCAAUUGUUCUUGUUGAAAACGAUCAAACUGUCACUUCCUACACUACCCUGGGUCAAGAAGCUAGUCCUACAACCAGCAUUGCUAUGACUGCCUCUGAUGAAGUCCAUGACAUCACCACUGUCUCGAGUAGUUCUAGUGUUGCUGCCAUUGACAGCGAAACGAACGUAGCUACAACUACUACAUCUAGUGGUUCAGCAACUGCCACUUCAUCUGACUACGCUACUGCCUUGCUGGUUGAACACAACAAUAAAAGAGCGUUGCACCAAAAUACAAGUGCUUUAACUUGGGACGAUACAUUGGCCUCCUAUGCACAAUCUCUGGCUGAUGCAUAUGACUGUUCAGGCACUUUGACUGAAGAUGACUCUUCCUACGGUGAAAAUUUAGCACUUGGCUACGGUAUUACUGGCGCCGUUGACGCAUGGUACGAUGAAAUCUCUGAGUACGACUUUUCAAGCCCUGGUUACUCUUCAAGCACCGGUCACUUCACUCAAGUCGUCUGGAAAUCAACAACUUCAGUUGGCUGUGGUAUUAAAUAUUGUGAUACCACUUGGGGUGAGUACGUUGUUUGCUCUUAUAACCCAGCAGGUAAUGUCAUCGGUGAAUUUUCUGAGAACGUCAUGCCAUUGACGUCUUAG